Messenger RNA from Cladocopium goreaui, 855 nucleotides. The record is from the annotation of a GenBank genome assembly. Lineage: Eukaryota; Dinophyceae; Suessiales; Symbiodiniaceae.
AUGCCAGAAAUGGCCCUGUCUCCAAAUGAGACAAGCUUCAACAUGGCGAUCCAUGCCUGCGCUACUUCUCGGCAGUGGCAGCUAGCAGUGGCCCUCUUGGAAUCGAUGCGGUUCGAUCGGCUCGACUGCUGUGCUAUCAGUGUAGCUGCAGCGAUGUCCGCAUGUGAGAGGGCUUUUCGGUGGCAAGCGGCGCUCAGCAUUUUUGGUCAAAUUGGAUCUUGGAAUGUUGCAGCCGACCUGAUCGUCUUUGCCACUGCAAUUGCUGCAGUUGAGAAAUGUUCGAGGUGGCUAGCUGCCCUGGACCUGAUCAAGGCAGCUGCCCAGGCAGCCCUUCAGCCAGAUGUCAUUUGCUUCAAUGCUGCUAUCAGUGCAUGUGGGAAGAGUGGAGAAUGGCAAGCAGCACUCGCUCUACUGGCAAGAAUGGAAUCCCCGGAUCAAAUCAGCUACAAUGCUGCCCUAGCAGCCGUGAGCAAAGGUGGGCUCUGGCCGCUUGCAAUUGGGAUUCUGCAACGUUCGAAGACAGAUGUUGUUGCGUUCAGUGCAGCCAUCACUUCGUGCGUCAGGGAAGGUGAGUGGCAGCAAGUACUUUGUUUGCUGAAUGAGAUGCAGAUUGCGAAGAUUGCCCUCAACACGAGGACCGUCAACGAAGUCAUGGCGUCCUUUGCCAAGGUGGCGAAAUGGCAGUGGGCAAGUCUGAUCCUGGAAAUUUUGCAGGUUCCGAAUUUGAUUAGUCAGAAAAUGGCAUCUACUGUGCACGAAAGAGCUGGCCAACGCAGCCCAGAGUCUGUGAGGCCUUUCGGAGGAGAUCUGUGUCCCGACGUGUGUUCCAACACGUGUCCACUUCAAGGGUUCUGA